UAACGAUGUUGCACAACAACAUCAUAAGCACCAACUGAAUAUUCAGCCCAUCUUGCCUCUCACAGGAAACCCAUAUCCAAAUAACAGGGAGUUUGAAGUCCCCAGCAUCCCAACCAGCUGAGCAUGAUGGGAUUCUGAGAAGAACAAACAUCCUUGGACAAGCAGCACAUGCAACAGGCAUGGAUUUCGUUGGCACCUGGAAAGUUUAUUCUGAGGAAAAUCUUGAGGAGUUCUUGAAAGCAGUUGAGGCACCUGAAAUGAUUCUCAAAAUGCGAAAGGACUUCAAACCAACAGUAGUCAUCGAGCACAAUGGCGAUGAAUUCAUCUACACACUGAAGACUCCAGUUUUUAACAAAGUCCACUCAUUCAAACUUGGCAAAGAGACAGAGAUUAUUACAGUGGAUGGCAGAAAGUACAAGUGCACUGUCAGAGAGGAGAACGGCAAGCUGAUUGCUCAGACUGACAAGUUCGCCUCUGUCCGAGAGAUCCAAGGUGACGAAAUGGUUGAGACUAUCACCGCUGGCUCUGUAACCUUUAUCAGUAGAAGUAAACGAGUCUGAUCGACACCUGGCAUCUCAUGGAUCGCUCUCAGACCAUCUGGGCCUUAAGCAAGUG
This is a messenger RNA of Monopterus albus (swamp eel), 615 nucleotides long. It is a transcript of the gene fabp10b, whose product is annotated as fatty acid binding protein 10b, liver basic. Gene Ontology annotation, molecular function: lipid binding. The transcript is spliced from 4 exons. Lineage: Eukaryota; Metazoa; Chordata; Actinopteri; Synbranchiformes; Synbranchidae. The record is from RefSeq and is a predicted model, not a curated record. The coding region runs from base 180 to 560 and encodes 126 amino acids.